Heteronotia binoei (common prickly gecko) is the source of this 671-nucleotide messenger RNA. Its product is annotated as zymogen granule membrane protein 16-like. The coding region runs from base 33 to 548 and encodes 171 amino acids. The transcript has 3 exons. NCBI's taxonomy places the organism in Eukaryota, Metazoa, Chordata, Lepidosauria, Squamata, Gekkonidae. The record is from RefSeq and is a predicted model, not a curated record.
UGAUUCCUUCCCUGGGAAACUUUCUUUCUAGGAUGUUUCGUUUUACCAUCCUCGUGUUAUUCUGUUGUGCUGUCUCCAUCAGUACAGGGUUGGUUAAGAAACGCUCUGCAUCCCAUUCUGGUGAAUAUGGAGGGACUGGAGGAAUGCGCUUCUCGCAGGCCACAAACCAAUUGGAUGGACCCAUAACUGCCCUUAAGAUCUGGGCGGACUCAUCAUAUAUCAUAGGCCUCCAGGUCCAGUACGGGGAAGAGUGGAGUGACCUUGUGGGGAGUUCCACAGGUGAAUUGGGGACAAUCGAGCUUCGCCCUGGAGAGGACUUCACUCAUGUCUCUGGGAAGGCUGAUUCGUACAUCCGCAAACUGAAAUUCCUAACCAACUUUGGACGCCGCUUCUCUUUCGGAGGUGACGAGGGCACCAGUUUUAUUGCCCAUCCCCUCUUUAAAAAAGCUGUCCUGUCUUAUUUCAGUGGCCGUGCUGGCGCCAUCAUUGAUGCCAUCAGUUUCCACUGGAAUGUGAAGCAGGAGAAUAAGCAGGACAGUGAAUACUAAACUGUCCAGUGGAUAGGAGAAGGCAGGGGAGGUCUGUCCUUCCCUCCAUCUCUGUGGGCUUUAUCUCUCCUUGCUAUACAGAAUGAUUCUUUCAGCCACUUGAAUAUUAAAUAUUUUUUCACC